Molecule: messenger RNA, 5229 nt
Organism: Paralichthys olivaceus (Japanese flounder)
Lineage: Eukaryota; Metazoa; Chordata; Actinopteri; Pleuronectiformes; Paralichthyidae
Source: RefSeq, a predicted model, not a curated record
CCAAGGGGCAGGCGGUGAGUGGUCAGUACCGAAUGCUGGCGAAGAACGGAGGCUACAUCUGGGUGGAGACUCAGGGAACUGUCAUUUACAACAGUCGCAACUCGCAGCCUCAGUGCAUCGUCUGCAUCAACUACGUCCUCAGUGACAUCGAGGAGAAGUCGAUGGUUCUCUCCCUGGAGCAGACGGAGUCGCUGUUCAAGCCGCGUCACAUGAGCAGCUUCUUCACUGCAGGAGGCGCAGGUGUGACCGGAGAGCCUGGAGACAACCUCUACACCAAAUUCAAGGAGGAGCCGGAGGACCUGGCUCAGCUGGCUCCGACACCCGGGGACACCAUCGUUUCCCUGGACUUCGGUCGUCCUCAGUUCGAGGCGUCCUCCGCAGCCAUGCUCCCUCCAGGACCUCCGUCCUGGGGCAGCGAGAGCCACAAGCCCGCCGCUCCAGGUCAGACCCCGGCUCCAGGAGACAUGACUAACAUGGCUGGAACAUUCACCGUGCAGCAAAACCCGCCGCCGGGCAGCGCCACUCCGAGCCUCAGCAGCUGCUCCACGCCGAGCAGCCCAGGUGAUUACUACAGCUCGGUGGAGAGCGACCUGAAGGUGGAGCUGACGGAGAAGCUGUUUGCUCUGGACACAGAGAGCAACAACAACAGUCCUGCAAACACAGAGAGGGACUUGACUGACUUGGACCUGGAGACCCUGGCUCCCUACAUCCCGAUGGACGGAGAGGACUUCCAGCUGAACCCCAUCAUCCCAGAGUCCGAGUCCCUGGAGGGGAGUCCAGCCGGGUCGAUGGGGAGCAGCACUCUGCAAACACGCCAGGCGUCCCACCAGAGCUUCAGCAACAUCACCAGUCUCUUCCAGCCCCUGUCCUCGCCACCGCACACCCAGGGCCGCUAUCAGGCCUGUCCAGCUGCAUCCUGGGCCACGGGGGAGAAGAGGGGCUCCGGCCAGGCGGCGGUGAACCCUCACGCUGUGCCGUACAUGAUGCAGAGUCCCCCGUACCAGGCCCCUGCAAGCACCCCUCUGUCCUCCAUGGGUGGCCGGCAGAAUCUGCAGUGGCCACCGGACCCUCUGUUAACUUACCAACAACAGCCACACGCCGCCAAGGCCUUCCUGCUGGAGAGCGUGUCGGGAGAGACGCACCCGUCCUGCCAACAGAACAUGACACAUCACAUGCAGAAACAGAGGUCCAUUGAAAAUUUUGUCCAAGCCUACAGAGACAUGAGUCCGGCCCGAGUGGCCAUGACCAACAGCAUCAAGCGCUCCUUCACCCAGAUGACUGCAGGCGACAACAAGGCGUCAGAACUCAUGUGGAAGAAGAUGAGGGGUGAGAGCUGCGUCGCCAUGGAUCGCUCCCUCAGCGCAGGAUCACUGGCAGAGUCGAGGAUGAUGCCCGGCAGCAUGUCGUCAUGUCUCGCCUCCCUGCAGCAGCACAGAAAGUCUCAGUUCCCAGGAAACGGGAUGAGUGGCACAAACCAGAAGGUCUUCACACGGAAGAGCUGCAACUACAGCGAUUAUAACCUGCUGCCGUCAAACAAGGCCGAGGGUAUAGCUAGUCGUCUGCUGGGCCCCUCGUUCGAGCCCUCCUGUCUGCCGGAGCUGACCCGUUACGACUGCGAGGUCAACGUGCCGCUGCAGGGGAACCUGCACCUCCUCCAGGGCUGCGACCUGCUGAGAGCCCUGGACCAGGCCACCUAGAGCCCCAGAUCCAACCCCCACCGUAGACCCAGACUUUAUCCCAGCCCUGAACCUCAGCCUGCAGCCUGAGACUUACAUUUUACACCUCCGGGCCCCUGAAAGCCCCGAGGCUAAGCUACCUAUAGGGAAUGUGCUCAUAACCACAUCCUGCCUUAUUCAGCUCAGUUCACCGCCUCCCUGUCCACAGAUCUGUCAACAGAAUCACACGGGUCAGAGGACGCGGGUGAGAAAAGGUCAACGUGGGUCAAUUUUCUUACAGAAUCUAAAACGAUGCCUGACCUGUGUCGUGUGUUCAAACGUCUCGACGCUGUGAUUCCUCGAAGGUCACAGGUCGAGUGCGUUCACACGCGCAGGAUAAACUCGGGUCUUUUGGUGUAAACAGGGUAUUAGAGGUGUGAGAUUCACACACACACACACACACACACACACACACACACACACACACACACACACACACACAAUCUGCCUUAAAGGUUGAACGUCUGCAGCCACACACACACACACACACACGCGCCACAACUUGCCAUGAAGGCAUGGGAUUCAAACCUACAACCUGUGUCUGCAGAGCGACACCCAGACAUGAACUCUAUGCAGCCUCUUCAUCAUUUAGCUCAGAGAGGAUUAACGUUAUCAAACUACCGACACACUGAGUUUAUCUGACCAGCGAUUAGACCAGACCGCUGGUCCCGGGCGGAGCCUCGAGUCCGAGGCGGGUGUCGUCAAUUGGUUCGGAAAUUGUCGCCAUUUUUAAAUGAAUAAGAACCGAGGAUCCUUUGAUUCUGCUCAUUGAUUCCAGAAGACGGAUUAAAUCUCUCUCAGCAGCUGUUUUCCUCCAAAUCUUUCUGAUUUGAUGAUUUACAAAUAAUAUGGAACUGAAUUGUCCAAAGGCAAAAUGGUGAUUAGACGUUAAAACUUUUAAAUGACAUAAAACAAGCAGAAAUUCUUUUGGACCACAUGCGAGAAACGAAGGAUUUCCAAAUCAAUGAAACGAUAUGAAAGUUUUUUAAAUACUUAGAUUUAAUUUCUGUCUGAAAAAGAAUCUGGAAUCAAUGAGCGGAAUCAAAGUGACACCUCUCUCCGCUCAGGCCCUUCUCACACUUACAAACAUUUACAAACGGAAUCGUCCGCCUCUCGUCGCCGCGGCGUCCAGUUUGUCGAUUCACGACAGAAACACCCGACGUGUUCCUUCUGUUAAAGACAUAUGCAUGACUUAAUGUAUUUCAGUUAUUACAGUUCGUCUGUUAGUUAACGUUUAUCAAAUCUGCCCACGUUAUUUCAUUCGAAUCGACACUUUACCGUAUCAAUACUGCUUUUUUAUUUUCUUACUCUACCUUCCAGAUUAUUUUAUUUUUUGUGUCUAUCUCAAAGACACACUAAUAAACAUAUAUUGCAAUACAAGUACUCUACUGUAAGUUGAAUAUUGAUAAGUUGUUGUUUUUUCCUCUUACCUCUCAGUCGGGUAAGUAGCUUGAGUGUGACUACAGGGUUUGUUUUUUCUUAUUGUGCAAUUAUUAUUAUUUCAAAAUGUGAUAAAGUUUAUAUAGUCAGCAGCAAAGCUAGAGAUGUAUUCAUUAAACUCAUCGCAUGUACAAAAGCAGCCUGGUCGACACGCACGGGAUUAUACACACACACACACACACACACACACACACACACACACACACAUUAAACAGGAAACAAUAACAAGCAGCAGGUGUGUGCACAGGAAGUGGGACCUCUCCUCUUUCAGUUUAAGGUUUAAUGUGUUGGGCUCUUUAACGAUUCUACAGAUUCGCAUGUUAUUAUUUAUCUUUAUUUUCUGCAGACAGUAGAUUAUUUGCAUUUCUGUGGCAUUUUGAAAAUAAAUGAUCGGACCUGAAAUAUGUGCAACAUCAAAAACAUCAAAACGAAAUGAUCUUCAAUCUGGUUUACUCGACGAGAAACAUCGACUCUGCAUUUUCUGUUUGAUUUAAUUUAUUUAAAAUAUGUUAUAAACGUCUGUUUCAUCGUUUAAUCAUCGAGAUUUCUCUGCUGAGGUGUGAGCGUCAGAUGUUCGAGGUCAGAUGGAACAAAGUAAAUGAAAGAUUUCAAGUUGUCCUAAAGACGAAAACAUUGAAGUUAUAUAUUAGUGAAGCAGCUUCAUUUACAUUCUACACUGAGAAAUGAUUCAUUCUUUAAGUUCCUUUGUUUCUGUCUCUUUUCUGACGAUAAAUAAAUAUUUAUUUAGGGGGCGUUCGAGCCACUCGAGCCAAUCAGAAGAGCUUUAGAGGAGUCGGGAGGAUGACUGGACCAAUCAGAGAAUAAAAAUGGUUUCCCGUUAACGCCACUUCAGUUUUCGAGACGCAAAAAGGUGCAGGAGAGGUCCCCGCUGUGUUCACUGCUGCACUAACUGUGUCGUUAGACCGUUCUUUGUGUGACAACACGUCCGAAUCAUCCGCCUGUGAAGCGGAACGUUUGUAUUUUUCUCGGACGAUGACAAGAAUCACGACGCUCAGAUAUUUAACACGUGAUGAUUUCACGCGUCGAUAAGUAACGUCAUCAGCUGUUCUCUCUCUCUCUCUCUCUGUUCCUGUGUUUCUCGCUCCGUUCUUUCGAGGUAUCUGUCGUCGUGUGGUGACCACUUCUAUGAACUUUAGAGCUUCGUGCACAUAUAUAUAUAUAUAUGUUUAGUAUUUUAAAACCAAUGUUGAAAACUGUUUUUGUGUCCUGGUACUUUGUCCCGGAGCUGAUCCCUCAUCGUGCUCUUUCCUCUCGUGCCGUCUCCGUGUUGUGUUUUAAUUUGUAUUCUUCCCUUCAGAGUUUUAUCCUAAAUUUUUAUCCAACCUGUUGUCCGGCCAGUAUCGUCUUUUUUGUUCCUGCUUUAAAAUGCUCAGAUUAAAAGAUAAAUAUGUUUUUUUUUUUUUAAGUUUCACUCUCCAGAUAUGUAGCAUUUUUUUUUUGAAUAUUGUUAAGAUGGUAAAGUUUCCUCAUGAUUAAUCACUUGGUUUUCCAGUUGCUUCUUAGACCACGUAUGUGUUACGUGUUGAACUUUUCUUCCAUCUGGCGGAUCCACUAACGCUGCUCUCUGCUUUACGUCGCUGAAAUGUUCCAUAAAGAUCAUUUUAAUCUGUGUAAUGUGCCUUAAAACGACCAGUUCGCCCUUCAACAGCACAGUUUGUGUCCUGCCACCUUUAGACGACAUCCUUCACACAUGAGCGGAGUAUUAUUGAAGAUUAUCCAAACUGACUAGUGCAUCUUCUCUGAAAAUAACAUGUUAAAGUGUCAUUUCCCAAGUUGUAAUUUUUUAUUUGCUCAUUAAACUCUAGUCUUCACUUUAAUUGAAUCUCCUUAAGUUUGUUUUUCCUGAUAAUGGUCAAAUUAUAAUUCAGAAACAUCCAGAAUUACAGUUUCAGAGCUGCAGUUGGUUAAUCUUCAAAAUAAACCCUUUACGUUUUGUAGUCAACAUCCUCCGUAGCCUCUUCACAAUAAUGGAACAUGCAGUAGAACCCUCAAAGAUUCAAGUAGAACCCAUUAGAACCCAUCAUAGAUCCCCUGGUGAUGAAGAGUCCAUUUU